Molecule: messenger RNA, 2389 nt
Organism: Vigna radiata var. radiata (mung bean)
Lineage: Eukaryota; Viridiplantae; Streptophyta; Magnoliopsida; Fabales; Fabaceae
Exons: 3
Coding region: 1142-2302 (386 amino acids)
Source: RefSeq, a predicted model, not a curated record
UGAAUGAAAUGAUGAAUUAACUGAUAUCAUUUCUUUAUGAUUAUGAAUCUGGAUUUCAGACACAUUCAUUGCUGGAAAGAAUCAGGUUUGGACAAAAAGCAGACUACUUAAUUGAACCAAGCAUUUAGAUAAUGGAGAUUCGAGAAGAAACGCGUGCAAGAACCCAACUUAUAGUUCAACGUUUACAAGAGGCGCCACUACCAUGAUUCACUCACUAUUAAGACGCCCUUAGCUGAAGAAGCAUCAGCGGUUAAUGCACUCAAUCUCACCAUCAUUAAUCUCUCACUUUAAUUUUGUUACACACAAAAAUGAAAUUAGUUAACCUCUGAGUAUUUGAUUCAAACAGGUACCCUACAAAGGACACUCAUUUUCUUAAGGACAACGUCAAAAUUUGUACCUCCACCAGAAAAGAAGGAUUACCAAAGCCCGUUUCAAAUCUCCUGUUUCUUUAUAUGUUUGUUUAUGUAAUUUUAUAUUUUAAAAGGACGUGAGCUUGCUUAUUGUACAAUGGACAGACCAACUUUGCCCUCCUUUGAAGGCUUAAUUCUCCUUUUACAAGUCAGAAAACAAUGUAUUGGAUGCCCAAACCUGAUUAGUUCUGCUUUGCUUUGGCCAAAGGAAUAAAGUAAUAUGGCUAUUACCAAUUGCAAGACCCACCCACAUGCUCAAUUUUAUAUAAUAGUCCAAAAAUAUUCUGAUUCAGAAAAGGAAAUAGACAAGGACAUGACAGAAUGAUAGAGCCUUCCUCAUAUACGAAACCAUAACAUCCUGUACAGAAAAAGGGAAAGCCAUUGGAAUUAGAAUGUCCUAUAGUAUAUGUGCAACAACACAUAAGCCUCAACAAAGCAAAGCAAUCAAGAGAUCGCAUACACUAAACAUGUUGGCACCACCAAUUGAUUGCUAUGUUACCAAGCUUUAGCUUUCUGGUUCCCCGGUCAAAUAAACUAUUUCCUUUGCUUAAAUUCCUCUUCCCCACUCCACCAACCUCUUGCUUUACUCUCCCACUAACGCUCCUCUCUCCAUUGUCAAAUACAACCACCUUCUAUUAGCUUCCAUUCCUGCUAUCCAAAAAACUAUCAUUCAUAUUCACGGCUUAAUUUAUCUUUUCUGCUUCACGAGGUCCUACUCAGUUCUCCUUUCAAUGGACACUUCUGGCCAACAAUCUACAAAACAGCUAAAAGAUCACCUCCAACACCACCAAGAGCCUUUUUCGUUGCAGAGUUACCUCAUCGAAAGAAGUUACAUGUUCAACAACCUCAGCUAUGAGACUACCAACAUUCACCACCUUUAUUCAGCCAAGAAUCUGAAAUCGUCCAUCAAGUAUGAUUUACACAAGAUAAGGAAACGGCUAUUACAUGCUACGGGGAUACUAAGAUCACUACUAUACAAGUUCAUUCCCACAGAAGACAGCCAGGAGUUCUCAAACUGGGUUGAAGAGGACAACAGUGAUCUGUAUUAUGUGCAUGAAUAUUUAACAGCACACACUCAGGCAACUCAACAAACAAGGGCUAUGUCUCAUCAUUUUACUAAAAAUGAUGCUCCUCACAACAAGGUUUUGCCGGCGAAUAUGUUUCAGACAUUCACACUCCCCAAAUUAAAAAGAUCAGAGGUUGAUGCAGGAACCAAACCAUAUUGGAUAAGGUCAAAGGAGAAUAGCCAGCAGUGUAGUAGAGGACCAAAAUGGAAAGCACCAUUACCAAAUGCAGGUUGGACACUUUCACUAAAACCAGAAGGGGAGAAAAGUAUUACCACGUAUGCAUUGAUUUUAAUUUUUAACUUGCAUUAUUUGGGUGGUGAUGGAACAGUGUGCCGCUUAAAAAGUUCAGAUGAGCAGGUAACAGCUGUUCCAACUUUAUCCCAGAAACUUGUUAGAGACUAUGUAAGAAAGCUAGCGGCGAGCUCAAAUAUUUUGAAAUCGAGACGUGCAAAAAAAGACAAACUACAGGAGAUGGUUGAGACGGCUUCUUUGUGCGGAAGAAACAGAAGGAGCCUGGCAAAGAGGGAGCAGCUACGGUUUGACCAUGUAGAAAAAGACAAAGGGUUUCAUGAAAAUGAAGGUAAAAGUGUGUCAAGCAAAGCAGUUGCAGAAGCUGAGAGGUUUCAGAGUAUCAUACAUGAGCAUUUUAACGUGUUGGAGAAACAAUACAGAGAAGCUAAAAAGAUCAGGCACCUGUUGCAUGCAGAGUCCUGUGUGAUAUCAGAAGAGUGGAAAAGCUUCCAAAUCUUAAAUUUGGAGAUAUGCAUGGAGAUAGGAGAUUCAAUCACGGAUGACAUUGUAAGCGAAAUAACUGAUUUAUUUUAAGAAGGCCAUGUCCAUGUUCACUGGAACUGUAAUUUGCUUGGUUUAGUUUUAGCAUCACUGUUGAAUGUAUAAACAUUCAAAACUAUU